Messenger RNA from Polyodon spathula (Mississippi paddlefish), 1103 nucleotides. RefSeq lists its product as uncharacterized. The record is from RefSeq and is a predicted model, not a curated record. NCBI's taxonomy places the organism in Eukaryota, Metazoa, Chordata, Actinopteri, Acipenseriformes, Polyodontidae. The coding region runs from base 148 to 1017 and encodes 289 amino acids. Gene Ontology annotation, cellular component: cytoplasm. Gene Ontology annotation, biological process: DNA catabolic process. Gene Ontology annotation, molecular function: 3'-5'-DNA exonuclease activity; nucleic acid binding. The transcript is spliced from 2 exons.
ACUAGAGAAUACCUGAACAGCCUGGAAUUCAAUUCAGAUAUUUAUUCCUAUUUAACAGUUAUUUUUCUCCUUUCUAAAUGACAAUUUGGAAGAAAUAGCUUUUGGAAUGUAGCUCAUUGUCUUUGCUGUUUUCGAAAGACCUCUGAUAUGCUGAAUAGUGGCGAUGAGAAUGAUGGGGAUAUGAGUGCCUCCCAGUCACCCCUGAACAGCUCUUUCUUCAAACCCAACCUCAACAUAGAAACCUGCACCCUUGUGUUUUUUGAUUUGAUGACCACUGGACAAGAACAAGCACCUGAUAUUAUCCAGCUGUCUGCUAUCAGCCAAGACAAGACUUUUGAGGUCUCCAUACUACCUCCCCAGCAGAUCGAAGUACGCGUCAAUGCGGUCCAAACCAAGACCCGCACUGAGGCCCUGACGGCCUUCCUGGCCUUCCUCCGCACGCUGGUUCAGCCUACAAUACUAGCAGGGCACAACAUCUGGAAGAACAAUUGCCGCAUUCUGUGUAGGCAUCUUGAUGAACUCGGCCUGAAAGAUCAGUUACAGGAGUUAGUGUCCGGCUUUCUGGACACUGAAUCUUUGGCUAGAGACAACUUAAAAUACAAAGAAAUCAAGAAGUUCUCCCAGCAGGAUCUGGCAAAGGUGUUGCUCAAAAAAACAUAUCCAGCGCACAACACUUUAGCAGCUGUCAGAAAUUUGCAGGAGCUCUACCAAUCCUUACGCCCUGCUCAAGAGAAGCACCUGUUCUCCCUUGUUCAGUUGGAAGCUCACAUUUCUCUGCAGCCUCUAGUCUUGGCGAUGGCUGUCACUAAACCCUCAGCUCAGACACUGGCUCAACAGGGUAUCAGUUUUGAGACCAUGAAGCGAGCAUAUCAGGAAGAUCCUAAAAAGGGCUUGAAGCAUUUGUUGAGACAUCUGCAUAAUGAGUUGGGUCCCAACAGACUUUCUACAACCAUCAGACACACACAGGCCUUUUUUAUCAAAGCUAGAGCAUUAGAGAUGGGUAAUUCAAUACACUGAAUAAAAGUUUAUUAACUUAUGAUAACUAGUUUGACUGCCAUGUUACAAAUGUUGUAAUCCUUCUAUAAAAAUCUUUGUUAAAUCAG